AUGGGUAUCCUCAAACUGAUUCUCGUGCCCGUUGCAGUCGGGAUUCUCAUCGCCGCCGUCUGGAAUCUUACUCCUGCGACUGAGGUUUGUGCAAAACUCUGCAUUGCAUCCGCGCUAGCCGCAGAAGUCUGCCAAUUGCGCUUUAUCGCUCUCAGCGUGAAUUCAGUGGUAAAUUGGAAAAGUUCGCGGCCGCGGCCAGGAUCUCACAUCAGUUUGCGGUAGAGCGACAUUGUCAGAAUCUUGAGGUGCUAAUACAAUGAUCUUUGUUUUUGAAAACAAAUCAUUUAUUGACGUACUGCUAGUUAGUGUGCCUUAUCGUUAAGACUACGCGUAGUACUACGACAAAUUUAUUGAAAAUUUUUUGCUAAUGUGAAAAAAACAUGUUUGUCGUACAGUGAGAAAUUCGUCAAAAACGUUUUAUGAAUCAAAAACUUAUCGAUAAGUUUAUCGGAAACUUAUAGAGAAAUUCAUCGAAAAAUCCAACGGAAAAAAAUUACUAAUGAUAAUCACAUUUAAAAAAAUGAUUUUUCGAUAUCACUGCGUGCUACAUGAAAAAAAAAUGUAUUUUUCACGUUAUAUGCGCGUUACCCCACAAUACGUAAUAAAAGAGGGCAUUUGCCUUAAUUUCAGGGAGGAAACGUGAAAAUCCCAAAAUAUAAACAGAAAUUAAUUUUUACAUUUUUCCGUUUAGAUUGUUGUGGAAGAGAACAAUUACUACGGUAGCGGGAAGACGAGGCCGGACAGCACGGAAAUCAAGCCGUUCAAGGUGGCCGUGGAGCAGAGUGUGAUCGAUGUCAGUUCACUCCAGACGUCUCCUUUCCCAUCAUGAUCUCAUUUCAGGACCUCAAACACAGACUGCAGAAUGCGAGAGUCUCCCACUCGGUGCUCGAAGAUUCCGACAAUUUCUACUACGGAUUCAACGCGAAACAGCUUCUGAAACUCCGCGACUAUUGGCUCAACAAGUACGAUUGGAGGAAACAAGAAGCGCUCCUCAACCAGUUCCCGCAGUUCACAACUGAGAUCGAGGGACUCCAGGUGCACUUCUUGCACGUUCACCCUCCAAAGUCCUACAAGAUCGUGAAGCCACUGCUGCUGGCCCACGGAUGGCCGGGAAAUGUGUUCGAAUUCUACAAGAUCAUUCCGAUUCUCACCGACCCGAAGAAGCACGGAAUCGAUUCAGAGUUUGCGUUCGAAGUGGUCGCACCGUCGAUUCCUGGCUACGGAUGGUCCGAGCAGCCUAAGAAGACUGGAUUCUCGCAGCUCGCGUGUGCUCGAGUCUUCCGCAAAUUGAUGAUCCGUCUCGGAUUCCAGAAGUUCUAUCUUCAAGGAGGAGACUGGGGAGCCAUCGUUACCUCCAUCCUCACCAGAGUCUAUCCACAAAAGUAAGGCAUUCCCAUGAACUUUCCCUUUUCAUAAUAGUCAUUUAGCGUCUUGGCCCUCCACCUGAACAUGCUGCCAGCUCGGCCGGGAAACAGUGUCCUCGGAACCUUCUACGACGUUCUCGGAUGGCUCAUUCCAUCGGUACACAUCUGUUUCACAGUUCUGAUUGUCAGUUCAACUACAUUUUCAGACUCUUUCGUCGGAAGCCAUCCGAAAAGCGCACAAUCCAUUUUCCAAGUUCGCAAUUCUCCUCGCCGAGACCGGCUACAUGCAUUUGCAGGCGACCAAGCCAGACACUGCCGGUCAGUCAUUCCAUCUGAAUCCCCGUGACCGAUCUAUUCUAUUUUUAGGCACUUCCCUCAAUGACUCCCCGAUCGGCCUCGCCGCCUACAUAAUCGAGAAGUUCUCCACGUGGACCAACCCGGAAUACCGUGCCCUUCCGGAUGGAGGUCUCAACAAGAAGUUCACGAACGACGAGCUGCUCACGAUGAUCAUGAUCUACUGGACGAACGGAAACAUCGUUUCUUCGCAGAGAUUCUACAGAGAGUACUUCUUGGACCGAAGAGUUGACGCACUCGGAAAAAGAUACGUCGCCACGCCGACCGCCCACGCGAGCGCACUUAAUGAGCUCUACGACCGUACUCCGAUUGAGGUCUCCCGUCAGUUGUACAAUAUCACCCACUACACCGAGAUCGACAUGGGACACUUUGCCGCUUUUGAGGCCCCCAAACCACUGGCCACUUCUGUUUUCAAAUUUGUAAAAGAAUUGAAUUAG
This is a messenger RNA of Caenorhabditis sp. 36 PRJEB53466, 2155 nucleotides long. The record is from the annotation of a GenBank genome assembly. NCBI's taxonomy places the organism in Eukaryota, Metazoa, Nematoda, Chromadorea, Rhabditida, Rhabditidae.